This is a messenger RNA of Lipotes vexillifer (Yangtze River dolphin), 348 nucleotides long. Its product is annotated as group XIIA secretory phospholipase A2-like. Gene Ontology annotation, molecular function: A2-type glycerophospholipase activity; calcium ion binding. Bases 1 to 348 code for a protein of 115 amino acids. The record is from RefSeq and is a predicted model, not a curated record. NCBI's taxonomy places the organism in Eukaryota, Metazoa, Chordata, Mammalia, Artiodactyla, Lipotidae. Gene Ontology annotation, biological process: phospholipid metabolic process; lipid catabolic process; arachidonate secretion. Gene Ontology annotation, cellular component: extracellular region. The transcript has 2 exons.
AUGCGCUACUUCAGAGAAGGUUUGAAUUUCAUCAGCCGUCAUCCAUCCAAACGUCUCUUUCAGCUGAACAUUGGCAUCCCUUCCUUGACAAAGUGCUGCAACCAACACGACAGGUGCUAUGAGACCUGCGGCAAAAGCAAAAACGACUGUGAUGAGGAAUUUCAAUAUUGCCUCUCCAAGAUUUGCCGAGAUGUGCAGAAAACACUAGGGCUAGCUCAGCAUGUGCAGGCAUGUGAAACCACCGUGGAGCUCUUGUUUGACAGUGUUAUACAUUUAGGCUGUAAGCCGUACCUGGACAGCCAACGAGCCGCAUGUAGGUGUCGCUACGAAGAAAAAACUGAUCUUUAA